GAGAGACAGAGCGAGCAGUAUAGAGCUCAGCAAGCAGGCGCUGCGUGACUCUCAACUUUCCCAGGAAGGAAGAGCAGAAGAAACUUCGCGGUCUGUUUGCAGCCCGUGAUGCUCCUCUGAUCAGGAGUGUCUGGAUGCAGGAGAAGACGGACAAAGGACCAGAGAGAGCCCUGCGAGGGAGGCGGAUGCUGUAGGUUGUCGCUAUGGAUAGGAGGGAGCGGUGCUGCAAUUUAGCAGUUUGCUAGCAGCCGGAGCGGUUUCCCAGCACAGCUGAAAGAGCAGAUGCUCCUGCUGGCAGAAUCCCAGUAUGGAAGCAAUGCUGGAUACUGAGCCUCAGCUUCUCUCUCCCUGCCCUUCCAACGGCACUUCUGGGCCAGGCACCCAUGGGGGCUUCUGAUCUGUGAACCUUCAGCAUCCUGCAAAACUGAGGAGGUGGGCUGCACAUCCCAUCUGGACCUAUCAGGCCAUCCACCCCCCUCGAUGACUGUGGCCACCAUGGGUAGCCAUGAGGGCUACACGAUCCAAGCCACCGCUGCCAUCGCUGCAGUCAUUACCUUCCUCAUUCUCUUUACCAUCUUCGGCAACAUCCUGGUGAUCAUCGCCGUGCUGACCAGCAGGUCUCUGAGAGCCCCACAGAACCUCUUCCUGGUAUCUCUGGCAGCUGCGGACAUACUGGUGGCAACCCUCAUUAUUCCCUUCUCUCUCGCCAAUGAACUGAUGGGCUAUUGGUACUUCAGCAGGACCUGGUGCAAGGCCUAUCUGGCACUGGAUGUCCUCUUCUGCACUGCCUCCAUCGUACAUCUCUGUGCCAUCAGUCUGGACCGCUACUGGUCCGUCAGCCGGGCAAUUGAGUACAAUUCCAAGAGGACUCCAAGGAGAAUCAAGUGCACCAUUCUUGUUGUGUGGUUGAUUGCUGCUGUCAUCUCUCUGCCUCCACUGGUCGUCAACGAAAACCCAAACAAUGCAAAAGAAGAAGAAAGGAAGUGUGAACUGAAUGAGGAGCCAUGGUAUAUAAUUUCCUCCAGCACCUGCUCCUUUUUUGCCCCCUGUGUCAUUAUGAUCUUGGUGUAUCUCAGGAUCUACUUCAUAGCUAAACGUCGAAGCAGGCAGGGGCCUAGAGCAAAGAAGACUAAGGUAAAAGUGGAUGAAGGGCUUCCUCAGAUUGUCACUGGCCCAUCCAAUGAAACAUCUCCCAAACAGAACCAGAACCAAACAGAAAGGGAACUCAAUGGGCAUCAGUUACCUAUCCAAGAAGGGGACCAACUAGACAGCCAUAUUCCCUCCCUAAGAAGGAUUUCUCUCGUGAGCCAGGAGGGAAAACCCCUCCAGUCAGCAACUGCCCCCAGCCCUUCUGAGCCCCAGUUAGAGAAGAAACCAUCUUCAGGAUCCAGUCCAUUGGAGGGCUCUCCUCAUAACAGCCUGAAGCAGAGUAAUGGUACGCCACAAAGCUCACCGAAGGGUAUGGACACAUUGGCCACGGCCAAAGGCGAGGUUGUGCUGGUGAGGAGGGCUCUCAGCGCCAACCCUUGGAAGAAGAAGACACACCUGAACAGAGAGAAGAGGUUUACUUUUGUUCUUGCUGUGGUGAUUGGGGUCUUUGUCAUUUGUUGGUUCCCUUUUUUCUUCCUUUACAGCCUCAGGGCCAUCUGCCCCGUGAAGCAUUGUCAAAUCCCAGACAGCACGUUCACGUUUUUCUUCUGGAUUGGCUACUGUAAUAGCUCCUUGAACCCUGUCAUAUACACCAUCUUCAACCAGGACUUUCGAAAGGCAUUCCGGAAGAUUCUUUGUAGGCAGUGGACUCAGACUGCCUGGUGAGAUUUUGAGAUAGAAAGUGACUGAGAACAAUUAGGAGAGCUUGAAAGAACUUAUCAUGCUAUUUAAACAAACUUACCUGUUUAUUUGUUGGCUUUUGUGUUUGCAAAAAAAAGGGCAGUGAGGUGAGUGUUUCCAGAAUGUUCAUUUUGGUUCAGUUUUAAUAUAUGAUUUUUUUUUCUGUCAAAAGACACCCCCCUCCCCCCCAAAAAAAGACUGUGUGCCAAUGACAAAAACUUUCUAGGUUAUUUGAUUAAUCAAAUUGAUUUUUUUCCUUUCAAAUCUUGUGGCACAAGGUGAGUGUGACCUAGGGUGCCACCUUUGCCGGUAGCCCAGCCCCUGUGCCUUAGCAGUAGCAUGAUAUACAGAUGCUAGCAAAGGGAAAUAUAUUCUUCAUGCCAUGGCAAAAGUGUCACAUGCUGAUUCUUGAAUAUCAAGCUGCAGUUUAAAGGUACAAGAGCUGGGAAGACUGUUUUUCUCUGGACAGGUGGCAUUCCUCAUGUGAACUGCCAUCCAGGAAAGUCACCCCCUGAAAAUCUGUCUGAGCUCAGGCCUAAAGCCAAGCCAUUGGGGAAUACCUUGACAUCUAUCAGCGGGAAGCAAGCCAAGUGUCUAUUUCUCUCACUGCUUGGGAGCCUGGGACUAAAAAUUCUUGGUGUAGGUUUUGUACUAGGAUUGCCAUUUGGACUGGUGGUCGGGGUGGGGGGUGGGGAGCCUGGCCUGUUUUUGUCUUUUAAAAGCAGCCUGAUCAACUGCAACCAAAAGGUGAAGCUUCCCAGGGUAAAUUGCUAUCCCCAGCUAACUGCAGACACAUGAAACUGCUGCUAGAUUCACAGGGGCUGGCACAAAUUCUUUUCCACUCCACUCCAUCCAGAUUGCUGGGGGGUUUCCAAAAGGAGAUGUUUGGCUAGUGUUAAACUUUUGCUGUUGUGCACAUCUUGUCCAAAUAUUGGCAACUUUUAAAAAUGUGCUAUGGUUGUGACUUCUUUUUAAAAGAAAAAAAACUAGCCCUUCUCUUGUGCCUUUAAGUUGACCACAAGAAGCUUGUCCUACCAGUUUAUUUCCAUUCUAGGACAUGCUUCAGCUGCUCAAUGUGGCUGUAGGCAGGUUGCUGUUAAAGGUAAGGAACAGAUCUGGCCAAAAGAGAGCACCUCUCUGAUAGCAACUCUUUAUUUCUAUUGUGGCCCUUUCUUUGCUUCUGGAGCUUUAGGUUGGAUCCAUAAUCUGGCAAGAAGCCCAAGUGUCUUGUUAAGAGUUACAUAGAAUUUUUAAUUACAAAGGAAAAGAUCUGGGUGCUCUUGUGGCAACUGGCUAUUCAAGGCUGCCAACUGACUAGGAGAAAGCUUAAUCUCAUGUCUUGGGCAUGACCUGUAAAAAUCAGAAAGUUAACGUUUUUACCAGCAUAGCACGAAUCAUGAUCUCCUGCUGAGUUCUGCAUGUUAAAGCUAUUGUUACAUUCAACUUAAGGGGCUGGUGGAAAAGUCAGCUACCUUACCAUUAUUUACAAGAAGAGCCAUGUGGCUUAGAGGGUUUGUUUUGUAUGGAGUGGCCUGGGUGUGGGGAACAGGUCAGGUGAAAGAGGGAAUGGGAGGAGGCAGGGUGGGUGGGGUGUAGGGUUGCCAGCUAACCUGGAGAGAAAAUAUCCUUCCACUUUAACAGAAUCUUAGUGGGAUGUAAUUUACUAAGUGAUGUUUUUUACCUCUGUGCCACAAAAAGCUUCAUCUGCCUGUUUCUAUAGAACAAGACUCUCUUCAUGGGACGAGACACUUUUCCUCCAGAUUAUUGGCAAUGACUAGGAGGGCAAUGGUUAGCAGUCCCAUUUUAAUUUUUGGUUCAGAGAAACUGGACUUUGUGCUUUCUUUGGGUUCUGAAGGGUGCCUAGGUUUUAAGGAAAAGUGAGCAGUGUAUAAAUUUGGAUGUGCCUGCCCUCUGACUUUGAAGCCUUUUCUUUCUUUAAUCUUGGCAUUUUCCCCCUAGCUGGGUUCCUCUGAAUUUCAACAGGUAGAGAUUUCCAUAACAUGGGGAUGCAGAGGUGCAUUCCCAGAAAAUCAGAUAUUUCCUCUAGGGCUGUCCAUUUUGUUUUUACUGACCCUGUUCUAGUGCCUCUAAGAGCACAACAUUUAAGUCGAUAAAAGGUUAUUCUGAUAUGAAGGCAAAACAGGGAGGAAAACUUUGCCUCUUAUAUGCCAGUCUAUGGUUAAAGGAGAGCAACAGCUCUCAUAAAAAGAGGCAGCAAUCUUACCUGUGUGUUCUAAAUAUAGAGUUACCGAUUUUUCUUCCAACAGUACUUCCAUGUCUUUAACAGCUGUGGGGUAGGCAGAAGUUCAGCAGGCAAAGCUUUCUCUGUUGCUGCAGGCCAAAAGAAAUUUUACCUGCAGACUUUCUGCUUAUUCAAGGCAUUAUUUGGGCAAGUAUAGUAAGAAAAGAUCACUGGAUUUGUGAGCAGACUCAUUCUUUGUGGAGAACAUUCCCCCCCCCCCCCUUUGAACCGGUGAUUGGAAAUCGCAAAGAAAAAAUAGAAACUUUGGGAAGUAGGAUAGUUUUUCGUCCAUCCUACUUUUUCGUUCUGUGUCUCUUUGGGGAAAACUUCUUCAAAGGCUUCCUCUCCCCCUGAUCACCGGAAGACAUUAAUUUGCUCACAGCUUCUCUCCAAAGCAUGUCCUGCUUUUGAAUCCACACUCCUUAGCUUUCAUGAUCUAUCUCCAUACCCCAGUCCCACCCCCGAAUCUCAAGACCAAGCUUGGAUCUUGCAAGUUUUUCACAAACAUCCUCUUUAUUUUCCCCUCCAGAAAUUUAGUUCUAUACAUUUUGCAUCCCUAAUGGAAACAAGAUUCAUGAAAUGGGUGUUGUUCUGAACACUAGGGAGGUGUUCUUUGAAUUGCAUGUGGGAAGCAGCUCUGCAGUUAGAUAAAAAGCACGAUUAAACUGGUGGCUUUUCAAACAGCUCUAGAACAAAUGGGGGACUUCUCAAAUAAUUUUUGGGAUCCCUCAGUGAGAAGAAGCUCAUCAAUGAGCCACCAGCUUCUCUGGAAAACAGCUACCCUGCCAUUACUGAUUUCUUCCCUGUAGUACACAGCUGGGUUCUAUAGUGUGUUUCAGUAUCCAUAGGCCCUUUAAAGACCAACCACCCUGCCUCAGAAUAUGAAUUGUAGAACCUUAGAACAUAGCCCCGAAAACUCUGGGACACAGGUGGUUCCAUGUUAGAUGUGCAGGGAUUCUUCAGCUGAAAAAAAUAAUGAGGAAAAGAUCCCCUGAGGGUACAAAAUGUGAAAAUCACUAUCUUGAACGAUACAUCCAAUUUCUAUUUCCACUGUUAGACAGGGCUGGCCCUGUUGCCCAGGUAACCCCAGGGGUUGCUUCAGGCAAUAGUGUUCAGGAGUGCAAAUGAAGCAGGGAGAAGCCUGAGAGGAAUAUCUCGGGAUACUUUGCAGAGACGCUGACUGGGGCACAAGACAGGCAGGCUCCAAAUGUUGCAUCCAGCAUCUUUUGCAGCAUAAUGAGUUCUUGGGAUACCCCUGUUGGAUUGCAGCUGCAUGGGUAGAAAUGUGGGGUUCUUUUUUUUAGCAAGGUAUUGUGCCUUCAACCACUGCAUAGCAAACACAUUUGGCAGGACAAGGUUUUUUUCCUACCAUCACUACAGUCCAGGGGGAAAUCACCUUUGUGCCAGCUUGGGAGUUUCCCAGAGGCAUCUGGAAAACAUGAUGCUAGAUGGGAUGGACUUGUGAACUGCCCCAGCAUAGUCCUUUUUCAAAUCAUUCGGUCAAAUCUAUUCAGAAUCUGCACAAAGAAGGGGAGAGGGAGAGAAGUAGCAAGCAAUUGAUCAUAGUGUGUUCCUCAAUAACUGCUUUUGACAGAGGGCCCUUUAAAGGGAGGAGUGGGAUUCUAGCUCUGUAUUCCCUGACCCCACCCCCCACCUGGCUAUUAGUGCCAGCCCUCUGGAAUCACCUUUUCCUCUAGCUGGUGAUUUAAGGAUCAGACAGCAGCAAACCUUUAAUGGCCCCAGAUCUGGCUGCUAAACUGUUAUCAAAGAUGAUUUGAAAUGGUGGCCGUAACCUUGAUCUUGAAUGAAAUUGCAACUGGACUAAGAAUGAGAUGGUUCAUCAAGAAAGAGCAACUGUUGGAGCUGCCAGGAACUCUGGAUUUGUUUUAUUUCCCUUCUUUUGUUUUCCCAUACCUGCUAAAUCUGUGCUCUAUAACAGAUCAUAUCACUGUAAACAGCAGGGAAGUAAUUUCCGUUCUGGGAUCCCUAUCAUGCUCAUGGCAAAAUCGGAAACUCUGCGGUGGCUGCCACAAAUGAUGAUAUACUGCGGGCUCUGGAUCUGAUGGUGGCAUCAGGCUAUUCCAAAUCCAUAAAAUGUGAUGUGUUUUAUAAAGCAACAUUCUGUGUCUAAUACUGGAUGUUUGUGUACAAGGUGUUUUCUCUAUCUAAGGGCUAGAUGAUGCAAGCAAAGCUGUUCAGACUACCUGCCAAGAUUGUCAAAAUCCUGCAGUGAAGAAGACUCAACUUGAGAGCAAGCAGCACAGUCUUAUUUUGUGCAAACUUUUCUUGACUACCCUAGAAUGAUUUACUCGGGAAGUGUCUCUAAUGUACCAGCUUUCUGUUAAUAAGACUAGAGGUUACAAGCUCUCCAACCACUCCUGUAGCCAUGCCUUUUCCCAUCAAUUUGAUUCAACAGGAAUUAUCAAGGGUAGCUUUUGGGGGCAUGGAGGGUAAUGUUAUCAAACUGCUAACCAUUGCCUGUUAAGCAGCUGUAAAAGGCACAGCAACAGAGGUGGACUGAAAGGCUAGCAACACAAAAUGAGACCAGGAGUCAGAACCAGAAUGUGAAGUAGUAGUGAAGCCUGCUGGUUUAGGUUGCUAAAAGAAUGUUAGACAAAUAACUGGAGGAGACACCCGUCGAUUCCUGAUAGUAAAGUAGAAGUUCCAUGAAUGUAGGUGCUAUGCUAGAUGUUAGAGGAGGGCUGUCGACUUCAUGCCCUGUUGUGGACUCUCCAGAAAUUAGCAUUAGGAUGCUGAAUUAGAAGGGCCCUCCUUGGUCUGAUCCAUGAAGGCUUUUUUUUUUUUUACAUUCUAUGCCUGUUGGCCAGAGCUAGUGCCUGAGAGGUCCUUGCUCCCCCAUUGCCUAAUGAAAUUAUGGUAUCACAACCUGCCAACAAACCACACUGGCCAUGGCCCUCUACCUCGGACUCCAUUACUAAACCUGGCCUUAAAGAAAAUGAGUUGCCAAUCAGAGUCCAAGGCUUUUCUGCUGGGGAGCUUGCAAAAAAGGUGCUCCGAAUUUGCAUGUUUUACUUUGUACAUAGCCUGCAAGCCGAUUUAUAAUUUGGAGUUCUUUUGAGGCAACCACAGGGCAGGUUGGGUGGAGGUUGCAACAGAAGUGAGGUUUGCCAGUUUCUACUACAGAGAUCACUUUUGACACUUGUAUACACAGCAGGGCGGGUUGUGACCAUCGCAAGGAGCUGAUGUAACAGUAAAGAACUCUGUAGCUGCCCUGCUGGGGAUUGGGAAGGACAAAGCACAAAAGGCCUGGGAGAGAAAGGGGCUGUCUCAUCUUCUGUUUGAUCAGAGAUUCUUUUAUUAAAAAAGCACGUAAUCUCCAGGUUAACAACCUGCAACCCUAGUUGUGAGCCAAAAACUGAAGUUCCACUUGUUUUAACAGACUUGGAAAGGGUGAGCAAUGAGACCCAAGAAAGAAUAAACAGGAGACAUAAUGGCCACAGCUUCUCCUCCUGUGAACUCAUUGCUUUGUUAAAAGGAUAAACACACAACCUCUGGGUUGCACCUUGGCAACCCUGAUGGGGACCAAACUGUACCAGUCAUGCAGUGCUCACAGUUGUCUUGUUGAUCAGAACAAACUGCUCUAGGAAAUAUUUCACUGUCAUUUUAAAGAGAGAUUUCCAGGCGGCCUCCGAAAUGGUCCGAUUUCUGGAAAGGAGAGCCAACAUGAACCACUGGGUCAGCCUCUGCCCAUGUCUUAAGGUGGUGCGUACUCAAUGAAUGUGAUCUCCUGCUCUCCCACAAGCCACCUUGUAUAUAAUGAAUGGUGUUUACUUUAAAAAAGAAAUCUAAGAAGCUAUUUUAACAAAUAAAAGUUAUUUUUAAUAAA
Messenger RNA from Heteronotia binoei (common prickly gecko), 7919 nucleotides. It is a transcript of the gene ADRA2B, whose product is annotated as adrenoceptor alpha 2B. Lineage: Eukaryota; Metazoa; Chordata; Lepidosauria; Squamata; Gekkonidae. Gene Ontology annotation, cellular component: membrane. Gene Ontology annotation, molecular function: adrenergic receptor activity. The transcript has a single exon. The record is from RefSeq and is a predicted model, not a curated record. Gene Ontology annotation, biological process: adenylate cyclase-activating adrenergic receptor signaling pathway. Bases 481 to 1815 code for a protein of 444 amino acids.